This is a messenger RNA of Brassicogethes aeneus, 1838 nucleotides long. The record is from the annotation of a GenBank genome assembly. NCBI's taxonomy places the organism in Eukaryota, Metazoa, Arthropoda, Insecta, Coleoptera, Nitidulidae.
ACAGUGCCUGCAAGCUUACCCGAAAGCGCAACGGUCGCACCCAACUCCCAUACCCCCGGUCACAGAACCCCUAAACCUCGAAGCCACUGAUAUCUAUCUAGUGAACGACGGCAGCCUGCAACGAUAAUCUCAUAUGUACGUCGUGUCAGUGUAAUAUCGAUUUCAAAUUUAUUUUAAUUGUGUUUCCUGUGUUAUUUUUAUUCCUACAGGUCAAAAUUUCAUAUGAAUUUUAUGUGGGCCUUGUGUACUUUAUUUUAAAAAGUGAUUAAACAUUUUAGUUCAUAAGUUUGUUUAAUUGUGAUAUGGAAUGAUGUCCAGAUUCUAUUUAAAUUCUAACUCGUCCUUAGCAAAUUAUCAGCAAUAUGAAGAGCGUCUUACUGCAAGUGGUCACGGGUCGUUGGCUCUCAGUGGCAGCAGUCCUGGAUACGGCGCCGGUGGAUCCGGCCCCCAUCACCGGGGCUCUGGCGGUUUGCACCACGCUUCAGCCGCUAUGCAGCAUCAAUUGCCUCAACCUGACUUUCAACCGCCUUACUUUCCACCUCCGUUUCACCACCCACCCAGUCCACCACCACAACAACACCUAGACUACCUCACUGAUCCCUAUGGAGGCAUUUCGACACUGCAUCAUUAUAACCAACUAGGACUCAGGCCCCGCGAUGGAGAACCAAAUCAUACUCAUGUGGGCCAAUUGGGUCAUGGUACCAGUUUCCCUUAUAGUACAACUGCAGGUAGCGGGAGACCAGAAUAUGGGGUAGGACCUCAAAGACACGAUGAUUCCUUAUCCCUUCACCAGGCUUUAGGUCAAGCAGUGGAGGAAGCACAAGGUGGAAUAGAUGAUAACACAGGGUUUAUUACAGAUUUACCUUUAUUAAAAAGUAUUAAAGGAGGAAAAGAACAUGGAGGUGGAGCAAUGGUUUCACCUAGUGACGUGUUUUGUUCGGUGCCAGGUCGGUUAUCACUGCUCUCCUCUACCUCAAAGUACAAAGUUACUGUUGGCGAAGUGCAGAGACGGCUGUCACCCCCAGAAUGCUUAAAUGCUUCACUCUUGGGAGGUGUGCUGCGCAGAGCUAAAAGCAAAAACGGGGGAAGAAUAUUACGCGAGAAGCUUGAAAAAAUUGGACUUAAUUUACCAGCAGGGCGCAGAAAGGCAGCCAAUGUAACUUUAUUAACUUCGCUAGUCGAAGGAGAAGCCAUACAUCUUGCCAGGGAUUUCGGAUACGUUUGCGAAACAGAGUUUCCAGCGAGACAGGUAGCCGAAUAUUUUCUUCGUCAAAAUGGUGAAACACCAAGGCGAAAGGAACAACUCCAGGCAACCAAACAAAUAACCAAGGAGUUAAUGGACUUACUUAACCAAGAUCGCUCGCCUUUAUGCAACACACGACCCCAAAUUCUAUUGGAUCCUUCUAUUCAAAGACACCUUACUCACUUUUCGCUCAUAAGUCAUGGAUUUGGAAGUCCUGCGAUAGUGGCAGCACUGACGGCUAUUCAAAACUUUCUGAGCGAAUCGCUUAAACACCUUGACAAAGUAUUUCCUAAUCAGAAUACUCAACAAGGCCAACCUAUGCUAGUGACUUCGUCGUUGGAUAAAGCCAAGCUUGACGAUAAAAAGUGACCAUAUUGUAUAGUGCCAACAAAAUCAGUACUUUUUUUAAGUGUUGUGAUCUUAAUAAAACGUUUGAAACGUACAUAUCGCGGCGUUUUUUUUGUUUAUUUGUUUUAAGACUUUGUUAUAUAAGAAUUGUAUUUGUUUAUUAUAUAUUAUAAUUAUUGCCGAAUAAAAUAUUUUGUUUAGACAGUGCCAAUGCCAAGAAUGUAUUUAAAUUUUGGGUAAAAUAAAU